GCCUGGUAGCCGGGUGUAGCAACAGCUGGCCACGGCCUGGGUACACAGCGUGGUGGUGGCGGAGGUGGUAGUGUGGUUGGCUUAGCGUGUGGUUAGAGACAGUAUCCCUUGGAGGUUUCACGCCCACAACCCAUGAGUGGACGCCCAAACCUCACUUGCCUUUGCUAUCAUGGCCACUUGUCGACGCAAGGUUGAGGUGCUGGUGGUUCUGUUGCUGACGUUAGUGCCUCGGCCUGGCCCCCUGGAACCCAGACCUCCCUGUAUACGUGAUAAGGCGGCUCUCGUGAGAAAAUUGGUUAACAAGCGAUGGAUGCCUGUGCUGGAGAAAUACGGGGUGACGCUGCCCCUGGAGUGCCCCUUGCACAACGCCAGGGAUGUGUUCGCGCGGCAGGAGGAGGCCAAGGUCCACGUGCCGCCCCAGUGGACCUGCGGCUUCUGCGGGAAGGCCUUCUACCACGAGGCGCACCUGGACAGACACCUCGACAACCGCCACGAGGAACACCUCAAUAACGGCGAGGACGCGGUGUGUCUAGCGGACUUCUGUGACGUCAUGCGGUGCGAGGUGUUGCUGGAGCGUCUCAGGGACUUCGAGGACACGCCCCCCGCUGCCACGGCGCUCGACCUGUGGCACCAGCCGCUCCUGCUGUCUUCCCCGUCGCUCCACCAGGGCCAGACGCAUUCAGACCAAGCGGUGGAGCGAGCCCUCCCCCGCAGCCUGAUGAGGUCGUCCCACGCCUCCCACCCGUGGUACCAGUGGACGCGGCAGCCUCGGCUCCGGGACCCGCCUCACCCGCCCCCGCCGUCCUCCACGACGCCCCGCCCCGCCCCCGACCUCUCCGGGACCGCCCCGACGACGGCAGGAGGUCCGUGGACGACCCUGUGGUGGUGGCAGGAUGCGAUGCGGACGACGCGGAGUGCGCGAACCCGCCGGAGGAGACCUACAGUGAGUUCAGACUAUGACAGCGGGCAGGUGGGCGGGGGCCCGCGGGAGCUGCCUCUCCACCCGUUACACUCGUGGCGUGACACGUGUAAUGAGGAACACCUGGCUGAGCUCAGAGUCAAGUGCCAGCAAUUGAUCCAGCAGUGCAUCGGGGGUCUGCUGCUCAACCUAACACUGGAGCAAUUCAAGGAGGUUGAGGCCGCUCUAAGCCGUGCGGUGUGUUGGUACCUAACGUGUGAGAGGUACUGGGAAGCCGGUACCAUGGAGCCUCCGGAGUUCCCUUGGGGCCUCGUCACUGGCCUGGUACUUCUGCUGACUCUCGGGGUGUCCUUGGCUUACUACAUCGUCUGGGUUCUGUGCGAGUCGCAGGAGGGCGCCGCGGCGUCGCCCAGCACCCUGCCGGAGGAGCGCCCCGGCCCGCCGCUCCGGGCCUCGAAGGCGCGCCACUCCGCCGCCACGGAGUCCGAGAGCGAGUGCCGGGACUCGGGCUUCAACGAGGGCCCUCUCUACCCCGACGUCAGCGACGCCAGCCACGCCUACAGCGACUACGACGGCCAGUCCUACCGCUCGCGACACUACUCGGAGGACUCGAGGCUCUCCUACGCGCCCGACGACCACGCCCACGCCCACCCGUCGUCCAAAUACUACAUCACGGAGGAGCGCAUGUUCAACUACGCCACCACCUUCACCCCCAACUACGAGCAGCGGCGGCUCAGAAGGAAUCGCUACAACUACCUCGACGACUACGACGACUACCAGGACCUGGGCGAGCACGACAAAUACUACGACACCUCGAGUUUAAGUCAGGAGCAGAGCGACAGUUUCAUUUACGUCUCCUACCCGCCUGAAGUUAAGAAAAGAUUCACGGAGAACAGGUGAUGACGAGACGGGGUGGCUUAUCGUCGAUGAAUAUAAAAAACAGGAAAAAAAUAACAAAAAAAUAUAUUGGGGGGAGUUGAUAAACUUUUAGGCUUGUAUCUUCCAUGAAGUUUAUAUAGAGUGAUAGAAAAUAUAUCCGUUAGUUGGUCGGUGUAAAAGUGGGCAAGAAGCGCGAGCGAGGCAGAUAGUCUGGUUUGCGCCCAAGGAAUAAAGCCGCAGUUAUUGUCUGAAGUACUGUCGCAUGACCGCAAUGAGGUAUGAGUUGUUUAUGAGGUCAUAAGGAUCAUGAGACACCUCGCCUGUUUCUAGCCAUAGAGACUGGAGCUUGUGAUUGCACAGUACAUUCUCAUGUCUUUCUUGGUUCACAGUUAUUGCAAGCACGCUGUGUUUGAAGAACUCCUCAUGGCAGGAACAAUGGCAAGCGUUAGUGAGAAUUCUGAGUUUGUGAUGAGGAGAUAAAUCGUAACUGAAAGACUAAAUACCAUAAAGACUGUAACGAUAUUGUAGAUGAGAUAGAUAACUUGCCGUGAUCGAGAAGAAAUAACAAGUGUUCCAAACAGACAAUAAAACGGAAGCGAUAGUGAGUAUACAUGAGCAUACAUAUAUAUGUUAUUGACCCUUUUGUGGGUAUAUAUAUGUAUACAUAAUGAGUCUCACCAAUUUCCCUUUUUUGUAAAAUCUAGUUCGUUCAAGUAGUGAUUUUGUGAGUGAGGGAGAACGCGGUAGAAGUACAGGAAAAAUUAUAUUACAAUGGACCAAAUAUAACUGUUUCAUGUUAGACGAUGAAAAUAAGCAUUGCUUACUAAGGCCUCUAGGGGCUAGGUGCUCCCCCUUCCCUGACCAAGACUCGGUAGGACUCUUAGACAUUCCUUGAGCCGUAGGGCCUCGUAGCGCCCGUGGGUGCAGCAGCAGUCCCAGGGGCGGACCGUGCAGCCACUGCAACGCGCCGUAAGAGAGCUUUUGUCCCAACAGUGCUGUCUUCAGAUAGUCUCGCCCGUAGCAUUGUGGUGAUUACGAGCCCUCCCCCCCCUCUCCCCUCUGCCUCCCCGGCCGCCGCUGCAGAGGGCUCGGAGAGGUUCUUCGCUGGGGGCGCCCCUUCUGGUCGCGGGCGAGGAGGUGUGCUUAGAUCAUAUUUUUAUAUUUGGAAAGUACUCCCACUGCAUUGACUGUUUGUUGUCCGAGUACAAAGUAUAGAGAACUCGUGUUUAUGAUUAAUGUUUAUAAGGUGGACGGUCGGGAAAGACACAUGAAUCUCGGUAAGAUAUUGAGGGAGCUGGUCACGUGAUAUGGAUAGCAGGACUAGCUUCAACCUCGUGUGUUUAGGGACGGACGUCGCCGUUUGUUCCGGGAGAUUAAGAGGGAAAAAACUGCCUCAUACACAUUGCAGUGAAGAAAAAUAAUUUCUUCGUAGCCUAGUAUUUUUUCACGUUGUUUAUAGACGUAUAUACAUAUAUAUAAAUAUAUUUUACAAGUGGGCCUACUUUAAGAACUUGCUGGUUCAUCCUCGUUGUGACACCGGCGUGAUCGUCUCCUGCUGGAAGUUUGUUGCUCAUUUCAACCGAGGCCAAAGAACCGUGAGUUCGCAUGCUGUUUCUUUCCCGCGGACGUCGUUAGUUGGGAAUGUUGUUGCCUGGCGUCUUGCCUUGGGUUCGAACACCACAGUCGGUUUGCGGUUCACUUGUUCGAGACACUGAUUCGAAUGUGGUUUUCUUGUCGCCAGAUGGAUCACGAGAUGUCACGUAGGUGGGGGACGAAGUGAUUUGCAUAGGGCUAUUUUCAUAACCUGUUGAAGAGGAAGAAGAAAUGUUGUUCUUACAAUCUACUGUUUUUUCCACAUUUAAUGUUUCGCCCGUUAGGUGCGGGAUCUUAAGGCCCUAUCACAUGAGCACUUUGUCCGUUAAUUUCUGG
This is a messenger RNA of Penaeus vannamei (Pacific white shrimp), 3727 nucleotides long. The record is from RefSeq and is a predicted model, not a curated record. NCBI's taxonomy places the organism in Eukaryota, Metazoa, Arthropoda, Malacostraca, Decapoda, Penaeidae.